Nanorana parkeri is the source of this 1471-nucleotide messenger RNA. Its product is annotated as microtubule-actin cross-linking factor 1-like. The transcript has 10 exons. The record is from RefSeq and is a predicted model, not a curated record. Gene Ontology annotation, cellular component: microtubule; intermediate filament; membrane. Bases 1 to 1182 code for a protein of 393 amino acids. Lineage: Eukaryota; Metazoa; Chordata; Amphibia; Anura; Dicroglossidae. Gene Ontology annotation, biological process: regulation of focal adhesion assembly; intermediate filament cytoskeleton organization; regulation of microtubule-based process. Gene Ontology annotation, molecular function: calcium ion binding; structural molecule activity; microtubule binding.
AUGGAGGAGCUGAGCCGCAAGGAGCCCGAGGUGGAGAAAGUCACCAAGAACUGCAAGCGUAAAGUGUUCAUGGAGGAGCUGAGCCGCAAGGAGCCCGAGGUGGAGAAAGUCACCAAGAACUGCAAGCGUAAAGUGACUGAUACACGAGCGACCAAUACACGCAAGACCAUUACCAAAAGACAAAACUCGGUGAAAUCGCCCCAGGCUGGCCCCUCCAUUCCUCUCCUGGACCUCGCCCCGCACACCCCACACAUGGCACAGCUCCUCAACCGCUGGCAGCAGCUCUGGCUCCUGGCUUUGGACCGCCAAUGUCGCCUUCAGAAUGCCCAACAGCGGCUCCAUGAGCUGCAGGAAUUUGCGCAUUUUGACUUUGCGGUGUGGCGGAAGAGAUACAUGCAGUGGAUCGGUCAGAUGAAGUCGCGGAUUCUGGACGUCUUCCGAGGAAUUGACCGCGACCAGGACGGACGCAUCAGUCAGCGCGAGUUCAUGGACAGCGUGCUCUCCUCCCGAUUUCCCACCAACUCUCUGGAGAUGACGGCCGUGGCAAACAUUUUCGAUAUAAAUGGUGACGGAUUCAUUGACUAUUAUGAGUUUGUGAGCGCGCUGCACCCCAGCAGAGACCCCAUGCGGAGGAUCGUCGACGCCGACCGCAUUCAGGACGAGGUGAACCGGCAGGUCGCUCAGUGUAACUGCGCCAAGCGAUUCCAGGUGGAGCAGAUCAGCGCCAACCGCUACCGAUUUGGCGAAUCCCAGCAGCUGCGCAUGGUGCGGAUCCUGCGGAGUACGUUGAUGGUGCGGGUCGGAGGCGGCUGGAUUGCGCUGGAUGAGUUCCUGGUGAAGAACGAUCCAUGUAGAGUGAAAGGUCGGACCAACCUUAAAAUUAACGAGAAAUACCUCUCCCCUGAAUUCUCUCCGUCCACUGGGAAGUGUUCAGGGAGCCAGUCCGCAUCGAAGGGGAUGUCUCCCAGCAGGUCGAAUUCCAGCCUGACUCUGUACACCAGUGCCUCGGCCCCCAACAGUCCGCAGACCAGAAAGGCUGUCCUUCGGAGAACCCGAUCCGGCGACCGAUGUCAAAGGUCCAGGUCAUCUCUGACCACAGAUGGGGCGGACUUAAAGUUCUUAGCAGCUGAAGACGGCACCAAUUCCACCUCAACAGAUAAAACGGACGCUCCUCCGACAUGACCUCCUGUGACCUCUGUCCCCCCCCGGGAAGCUCAUCAUACUCCAGAUCUGCCGAAUAGGAAUCUCUGGGCUGGCCCAUAGCAUGGCAGAUAAUGCUCCUGACAUCUGCUUGUCGAGAGGCCUCUGGCAAUGGAGGCGACCAUGACACUCUGAGACUUGGGGGCUCCAGAGAGUCAGACUUGUUGCCUCUCCAUGGAGCUCAAUGAGAAUGGGGGUCACCGCCGCGUGACAUACUGAAUGACUGCGUUGUGUGUGAAUGAGGUGACAUCACUCAGCUUCAAGAAUAAUA